This is a messenger RNA of Pichia kudriavzevii, 528 nucleotides long. RefSeq lists its product as uncharacterized. Bases 1 to 528 code for a protein of 175 amino acids. Gene Ontology annotation, biological process: protein targeting to membrane. Lineage: Eukaryota; Fungi; Ascomycota; Pichiomycetes; Pichiales; Pichiaceae. Gene Ontology annotation, cellular component: cytoplasm; nascent polypeptide-associated complex. The record is from RefSeq and is a predicted model, not a curated record. The transcript has a single exon.
AUGUCCAUCGAAGAAAUCCCACAAGGUGCUGAAGUUACUAUUAUUCCAAAGGCAGAAAAGAAGGCUAAGGAUGCAUUAUUAAAGCUAGGUUUAAAGCCACUGAAGGAUAUCAGUAGAGUCACCUUUAGAAAGAAGAACAACACCAUCUUGGCAAUUGAAAAGCCAGAGGUUUACAGAACCCAAGGUGGCUCAUACGUUGUCUUUGGUGAAGCAAAGGUCGAGGACUUGACCAAGAGAUACCAAGAAGCAAUGGCUGCACAAGAAGCUGCAAAGGAAGUCAACAAUGCCGCCAAUGCUCCAAAGGAAGAUGACUUGGCUACCUCCAUCCAAAAGGAUCUAGCUGCUGCAUCCUUAGAAGAUAAGAAGGCAGAAGCAGAAGACGAUGGCGAGGAAGUCGAUGCUACUGGUUUGGAAGAGUCCGACAUCACUGUUGUCAUGGAACAGACAAACACCACCAGAAACAAGGCCGUCAAGGCCUUGAAGGAAAACAAGGGUGAUAUUGUUAACGCCAUCAUGUCUCUUUCCUAA